AUGCUUCGUAUAAGUGGUUCAAGAAGGUCUAAAAUACUAGCAUAUAGGAGUGUUAACAACUUGCGUAGGCUUUCUGUGAGCUCAGUUGCUCGUUUGGCCGAGCUGCCAAUUCCAAAGCCACCAACUACACCAAUAUUAAAGGAAGACAUCAAAACUAAUACUGGUAAAAAAAGAACUUCAUUUAUUGGUAUAUUGUUUAGGACAUUACUUGUGGGUACGGUAGCAUAUGGUGGGACUUUAUAUGUAGCCACCAAGAAUGAUAAAGUGAUGGACUUUGUAAUUGACAAUCAGUUACCUUAUCACGAAGAGAUUUUCGACUUUUUUGAGCACACAACAACAGAUGAUGUUAAAAAUAAGUUCAAUGACUUGAAAGAAUAUGCUUCGAAUUUUAGUUUACCUACGAAAGAUCAAAUGAAGGAUUUAGGGCAAAAAUUGGAGGAUAAGGGCGAGUCUUUCAUUUCUGAGACGAAGAAGAGAUUGAGUCCAUCUGAAAGACAGAAAGCUAUUGAAGAUUCACAUCCUUUACCGGAGGAGCAGUUGCAAAAGCCAGUUGAGGUAGAAAGUGUUAGGAAAGACAUCAGCAAGUUGCGAUUAAUUUCAGUUGACAGUUCAAAGACAGAUCCUAGUAUUCAAAGAGCUAUUGAUUUAUUGAAUGAAUUGACGCAAUCCGUUCCAGAAAAUCCAGCUAACGAAAAACUAGUGAAAGCAAUUCAGAGUAGUGUAACUGAGUUAAGUGAAAAACUCAAUGGAUUGAGUCAAAGGUUUGAUGAUGAGGUAGCCAGUAAGUUGAAGGUAUCUCAGACAGAAUUGUUGUCGUCUUAUACUCAAAAAGAAUUGGAAUUGACUGAGAACUUGAUUGCUCAAUUCAACAGAGAAAAAUCUCAGUUGGACAAAAAAUACGAUGCUAGAUUACAGCAGGAAAUCGAUGCUACAAAGCAAGCUCUUUCACAGGCUGCUGUCAAUGCUAUUUCAAUGGUGAGACUAGAACAAACGAAAAACUUCGAAGCUUUGGUUAAGAAUAAAAUUGAUUCUGAAAGAGAAGGACGUUUAGCGAACUUGAAUAAAUUGGAUUCUAAAGUUUCGGACUUAGAAAAAUUUUCCACUAGUUUAGAGUCUCAAAUUUCGAGCAAUAACCAGAGGUUAAAGAUCCAAAGGGCUUUGGAGAAUUUCAAGAAUGCAUUUGGACGUGAAGGGCCUGAAUUAAAAUCUUUGAGCCCAUAUCUCGAUCAUUUGACGGAAGUUUCAAAUGAGACCAAAGACGAAUUGCUCGCAGUUGCAUUGGCAGAUUUAAGGCCCUUGAUUGUUGGUGAGAACUCAAAAUCUAUUUUGUCAACUGCACAGCUUUUAUCUCGCUGGGAACAAUUGACACCUGAGUUGCGCUCAUCAUCUUUGUUGCCUCCUAACGCUGGUUUAUUGGGUCAUUUGACUUCCAGAAUUUUCUCAGCCUUCCUUUUCCCUGUUAAAGGGUCUAAGCCUGAUGGAAGGGAUAUUGAAUCAGUCAUUGGAAGGGUCGAAUCAAGUUUAUCGAGAGGAGAGUUGGAUUCUGCUGUUGAAGAGGUUGCAAACUUGAAAGGUUGGCCAAGAAGGCUAGCUAAUGACUGGCUUGUUGAAGGCAGAAAGAGUUUAGAGAUUAAGUUUUUGAUUGACUUGAUCUCAACUGAAGCUAUAAUUUUGUAA
Molecule: messenger RNA, 1677 nt
Organism: Priceomyces carsonii
Lineage: Eukaryota; Fungi; Ascomycota; Pichiomycetes; Serinales; Debaryomycetaceae
Exons: 1
Coding region: 1-1677 (558 amino acids)
Biological process (GO): cristae formation
Cellular component (GO): MICOS complex
Source: RefSeq, a predicted model, not a curated record